Molecule: messenger RNA, 782 nt
Organism: Lucilia cuprina (Australian sheep blowfly)
Lineage: Eukaryota; Metazoa; Arthropoda; Insecta; Diptera; Calliphoridae
Exons: 2
Coding region: 146-619 (157 amino acids)
Molecular function (GO): zinc ion binding
Source: RefSeq, a predicted model, not a curated record
AAGAAAAAGAAAAGAAAAAUAAAAUAAAUUUUGUUUUAUUUUGAAAAUACGUUUUUUAGUAAAUUGUGUCACAGACAAUCAGUCACUACGCACUCGCAAUUUUGUUGAGUUUUCGUUUUCGUUUUCAUUUCACUCUAUUUAAACAAUGACAAAUACAACUGUUCCACAAACAGAUUCAGCGAAAGUAUUAGAAAAUAUACUACCGGUAUUGCCAAAAAAUGUAGGACAUUUACAAAAGGAACCCAUCGAAAUCGAUUGUCCCUCCUGUCAACAGCGUUGUGUUACACGUGUUGAAAGACAAGCGGUUACCGUAUUGCAACGUUUAGUUGCAGUCAUUAAUACCGGCCUUUGUUGCACUCCCAUACGUUGGAAUGGACGCCAUGACAUAAAUCACUACUGCAGCAAAUGCGGUUGCUUUAUCGGUCGCUAUAUCACUUUGAGCUGGUACAAACGUCAACUGUUUCGCAUGCAACGUUCCGAUGUAGAGGAAGAAGGCAGGUGGCAACGUUUUCGUAAAGUCGAAAAAGAGCAAUUGGACAAGGAUAAACAAAAACAUUUAAAAUUGCUCAAAAAAACCGAGGAGGGUGCUGAUGGUCAACAGACUACAGUCAAUAAAUAAAUAUAAAAUAUUUGUAUAAAUUUCGAUUUUGAGCGCGAACGUAUGAGUAUUCAAAAUUAGUUUAGUGUUCAAGUGUAUUUUUUUUUAAUUUUAUUUAUUUAUUUCUAUAUUUAAAAGUGCUUAAAAUUUUAAUCGUUUUGUAUAAAAUAAAUUAAAUCUUCUU